Molecule: messenger RNA, 4871 nt
Organism: Petromyzon marinus (sea lamprey)
Lineage: Eukaryota; Metazoa; Chordata; Hyperoartia; Petromyzontiformes; Petromyzontidae
Product: mitochondrial potassium channel ATP-binding subunit
Biological process (GO): oligopeptide export from mitochondrion
Cellular component (GO): mitochondrial inner membrane
Molecular function (GO): ABC-type oligopeptide transporter activity; ATP binding; ATP hydrolysis activity
Source: RefSeq, a predicted model, not a curated record
CCGGCUAUCCCAACCCCCUCGUACCGGACGUGAUGUCAAUCGCCGGCUACCUCCACCCCACCCCUCACUGUCGCGAACAUGGCCGCGCCCAUGUGCGCGCGGUGAGGUUGUUGGAGGAGUCAUUGCCGCUGCUGCGUUUGCUGAGCUCUCUCUCGUUUAUUUAGACGCCGUACGCGUGCAGUGUGUGUAUUCGAAACAUGUGCACUCGUUGAAGUGCACAAAGCCGCUGGCAGUGGUGGCACACACACCGUCGUCUCAGUGGCGAAUGACGGCUGAAGUUUAAAACUUGCUUUGUAGUUGUGUGGGGGGGGGGGGGGUUAUUUUAUUGUUAACGUAUUAGAGACUGAAACUUUAGUGCGUGAGGUUUUUGGACUGGGUCCCAAUAGGCUUGGAAAGCACAGCAUGAAUAGCCCCCAUUGGAGCACUUGAAGGGGUCACUGAAACCAGGGUAGUGUUACUAUAUUACUGUCCUGCCAAUGUCAUCGGUGAAGGUUUAAUUGGGUUCCAGCGGACGCGAUGUACCUUUUGACAGCAACGUUGCGCGCGAGCGUCUCCACCCUUCGCGGGGCCGCACAGCUGACAGCCCGUGGGGCGGCUCGAGGAGGCGCUGUCGCUCACCGAUGGCCUCUGGGCUCCUCUGCCUUAGGCAAGAAUGGCACGUUGGACAGUGCCAUACGCACCUGGAGCCGAUUGUUGGGGACAAGUGUGGCCAGAGUGGGCAGAGCUGCCGGGCGCUCUGCGGUAUCAUCUUCCUAUCGGGCCGUGUUUUUCACUGGGAGUGCUUCGCUUGUAGUGGGGCUGAGACUGUGUGGUCGCACAGUUCACUGUGAUGUGGACAUUAACAAUAACAAGAGCAACAUACAUGUGAAUAACAACAGCGAGCCAUCCUUCAACUGGAAACUCUUCUGGAAGUUCUUGAAUAAGGAGAUACUGGCAUUGGCUUUAGCUGUUGUGCUGGCAUUUGGUGCUGCCAUUUUGAACAUUAAGAUCCCCAUGCUGCUGGGGGAGCUGGUGAACGUGGUGUCUCGUUACGUGCAGGAGCAAGCAGGGGACUACCUCGCAGACAUGAGGCUGCCAGCCACUCGCCUUCUGGUCAUGUACGGCUUCCAGGGAGCACUGACCUUUGGAUACAUUGCACUGCUCUCCCAAGUUGGUGAGAGGAUUGCAGCCUCUAUGAGGAAAAGCCUAUUUGAGGCACUUAUCAGGCAAGAUGUGGCAUUUUUCGAUGCUAACCGGACAGGCCACCUUGUAAACCGACUCACCUCGGAUGUCCAAGAGUUUAAGUCAUCCUUCAAACUUGUCAUUUCCCAAGGUCUCCGCAGUGUGACACAGACUGUUGGCUGCGUGGCCUCAUUGUAUCUGAUCUCCCCCAAGCUCACGGGCUUAAUGGUGGUGGUGAUGACAGCGAUGGUUGGUGGUGGAGCUUUAAUUGGUUCAUUCCUGCGUAAACUCUCCAGGCGAGCACAAGAACAGAUUUCCAAGGCAACUGGAGUAGCAGAUGAAACCUUGGGCAAUGUGCGGACUGUGAGAGCCUUUGCUAUGGAAGAUAGCAAGUCUGAGCAGUAUGCAGUUGAAGUGGAUAAAUCAUGCAAAAUGAAUGAGGAUUUAGGGAUUGGAAUAGCAAUAUUUCAAGGCCUCUCCAAUAUUGUUCUUAAUUGCAUUGUACUGGGCACCAUUUUUGUUGGUGGCUCACUCAUGGCUGGAGAGGAGCUCUCUCCUGGAGAACUCAUGUCGUUUUUGGUUGCUUCCCAGACUGUGCAACGGUCAAUGGCUAGCGUAUCCAUUCUCUUUGGACAGAUGGUGCGAGGGCUCAGCGCAGGCGCUCGCUUGUUUGAGUACAUGGAGCUUGAGCCCUCCAUCCCAGUCCGAGGUGGUGGCAUCAUUCCCCACCACUCCUUCCUCGGCCACGUGCGCUUCAACAACGUCACGUUCAGCUACCCAACACGGCCAGGGCAGGUGGUCCUGCACAAUUUCAGCCUGAACCUUCCUCCCUCCCAGACUAUUGCCAUUGUGGGGUUGUCUGGAGGAGGAAAGUCGACAGUCGCAGCGCUUCUGGAGCGGUUUUACGACCCAGCGAGUGGUUCGAUCACGCUGGACGGGAAGGACCUUCGCACUCUCGACCCCUCCUGGUUACGGGGCCGAGUUAUCGGCUUCAUCAACCAAGAGCCUGUGCUGUUCGGCACGACCAUCAUUGAGAACAUUCGCUUUGGGAAGCCCGGAGCCACAGACGAUGAGGUUUAUGCUGCAGCUCGGCUCGCGAAUGCCGACGAUUUCAUCAGGAGCUUCCCUGACGGAUACAACACUGUUGUUGGCGAGCGCGGCGCCACGCUGUCGGGCGGGCAGAAGCAGCGGGUGGCCAUCGCGCGUGCGCUCAUCAAGCAGCCCGCGGUGCUGGUGCUAGACGAGGCAACGAGCGCGCUGGACGCCGAAGCCGAGGGCGCCGUGCAGGAGGCGCUGGAGCGUGCCGCGCACGGCCGCACCGUGCUUGUCAUUGCGCACCGCCUCAGCACUGUCGCUGGCGCCAACCUCAUCUGCGUGGUGGCCGGUGGAACGGUGCAGGAGAUGGGAACCCAUGCUGAGUUACUGAAGAAAGGGGGCCUUUAUGCGGAGCUCAUCAGACGACAAAACAUGGAGCAACACAAGUAACGUGGUGGAUUAUUCCACCGUGGAAGAAGGGGAGCAGCAAGUCCACGGCCUGCGUCAUGGCUUUUACUGUGGUACUGUGUUGCCAUUGGCAGGGAAAUCAAUGCAAAAGCAGUACUUCUAUUGGAUGCCAUAAUGUUAACCCUUUUGAGUGGGUCAUAUGUUUUACAAGACUGAUUUUAAUUAAAUGUCUAUAUUACUGUAAAAGGAGCUCUGUAUUAUUUGGGUCUUUCGGUAAAGUCACGUAGAUAGGUUCAAAUAAAAUAACAAAAAACGACGACGUUUCGAUCGCAACACAAGCAGUCGUCAUCAGGAAAAGGGGUUUAGCUUCUAAAGGCAAACUGUUACUAGUAGGAACGAAGUUGUAAACUGAGUGUACCAGCCUGCAAUAGAUUAAUGUGUCCGUCCGUCCGUCCCCUUUCAAUACUUUAACGAAGUGAAAUCUCGUGCUGUUGGGUGUAAAAUCAGCAGUAGACAGCGCAGAGACUUGUCCUACCAGCCCACCCUGCAGGGACCUGUUUAUAAAGGUUUGAAAUGGGUGUAGCCCAAAUGUCAGCAGCAUGGGCGGGGCAGCUAAAGUUAAUGUAGUGGUGGACGGCGACCGCGACGGUGGUGGGUUUUUCCACCAAUUGAAGGGCUGCCAGGUAACAACAUGUUAAUGUAAGAUCGGUGAGCGGUCUCCACGGCGAGCGCGCUGAGGUGGCUAUGUUAAUGUGAGAUAUAAGCAUGUUAAUGGCAGAUCGCAGAGCUGCAACCUAUAGGUGGCUGUGUAAGUGUGAGAAAUGUAACCUCUCCCUGAGAGCUAUGUAAAAUCGGGAGAGCCGAAAAUAACUAACAUCGGUGCGGUGGUAGGAUGGGAACGUCGUAGUUUUUUGGGUUAUUUUCUUUGAACCUAUCUACGUGACUUGACCGAAAGACCCAAAGAAUAUGAAUUCCUGCAGUCACGAAAGCUUUAAGGCAAGAUUUGUGAGCUCUGUAAUGACUUGUGAAAAAUGUUGCUGCUGUGCACUCAUAUCACCAGAAGGUGGUGGUGUCUGUCCUAUUGCUGUUUUAAGUUAAACCAGCGUCAAUCAGAAUCUUUAUUUGUCAGUCGGCUUUCAAAUCAACUUGCACCCAAUUCUUCUGUCUUCCAUUAAAAAAAACUGGGAUUGACAAUGAUGCUGUAUGAGUCACCUAAGCACAGUGGAAUGCAGUGCAAUGUUUGAGAAAUGAAUAUGCCACCACAAUUGUACUUUUAAUGGAAUACUGUAAAAGGGUUUUUUUCAGAACUGUUUGACACAAUCCAUAUUAAUUAUCUGUUGAUAUAUUUGCACAUGCAUGGACCAGGAAUCAGGACUGUGACCAAUUAGAAAACAUUGUUUCUGAUCUGUACUUAAAUAAGCAAAUAUGAUGUGGAAUUCUUCCUUUUUUAUGGCCAUCCUAGUACUGUAUAUAUGUAUAAAAUCAAUGCAACAUUUCAGAUGAUGUACGAGGUACUAUAAUACUGAAUUAAGGGCAUUAAUACAACACAAUGUGUUGAAGAAUUGUGCGAACUUGGAAAAAAAUGUGGCCAUUCGAGACAACAAAUAUUAGUUGUCUGUGUGUAAUGGUGAAAUAUAAUAUGAUUUUUCAAUUUAUUAUGCUAACGUUAACAGUUUUACUGUGAAAAUAAAAUGAUCAAAGGCGUGCACCGUUUAAAAGUUUUUAAUUUCGGAAAUGAAAUUAAACAAUUUAAUAGUUACAGUUGAACACCUUUAAAUCAAUUUGGUCUUGUGACCCAGCCAGCCUACGAGCAUGCAUAUUGACAAGGGAGGCACUGUUAAUUUUCACCCAUUGAGCUUUGGCUCGUGUCUCUCUCGGCGAUGUUUGUGGCUGUUUUUUUGUGAGAAAUGUUUUAGCGUGAAACCGAAACAUUCACCGCCUCUACUCGCUUACCCCCAGUAGAGGGCACACAUCUUUUUUGCCAGUGAAACAUUUCGGUUGGGUGCCUUGCAGGGCGAUCCAUUUUAUAUAUACCCCAGUGAUUUCUAAUGAGCUUUAUUCUUAACAAGUAAUGAAAUAUUGUCGAAACGAUGGCGCCAUGUCUAUGUGCAUCAUGAACUUGAUAAGUGGAUUGAGAUUUGUUGAAGACGUAUAUAGGCUUCCAAAUGAAACUGUUUUCCUAAUUGCUCAUUUUAGUGGACAUCUAGAAAUGGAUGAUAAUAAGUGUAAUUUGUGAAAGUAAAAUAAAAAGUACACACUACACAGCA